This is a messenger RNA of Staurois parvus, 260 nucleotides long. The record is from the annotation of a GenBank genome assembly. Lineage: Eukaryota; Metazoa; Chordata; Amphibia; Anura; Ranidae.
CAGGGGCGGACUGACCAUUUGGAAACUCGGGCACUGCCCAAGGGCCCGGGGUCAGUAGGGGCCCCAUGAGAUGCCCCUGGUACCUUUUUCAUAGGCUUUUUAGAGUUUGGGCAAGGACACAGGGGCCCCAUGAUCCCCUAUUGCCUGGGGGCCCCAUGAGUUGUCAGUCCGCCCCUGGUCCGCCCCUGCUCACGGUUUAUGGUUUUUGUGAAUUAGUCUCCAGUCUGGAGAUCCUGCCGGUAACAGCACUUCCUCUUGCA